Messenger RNA from Bombyx mori (domestic silkworm), 3422 nucleotides. RefSeq lists its product as uncharacterized. The record is from RefSeq and is a predicted model, not a curated record. Lineage: Eukaryota; Metazoa; Arthropoda; Insecta; Lepidoptera; Bombycidae. The transcript is spliced from 2 exons. The coding region runs from base 2072 to 2521 and encodes 149 amino acids.
CAGGGAAGGUUUAAAAGGUAGAUAAAUAUGAAAAUGCUUGGAAUUAUAUAAAAAUAACAAUUUUGGUUUUUCCUUUGGUGUGUCCCCCAUCGGACGAAUUCCUUUCGUUUGUUUUAAGUUUAUUUUAUACAAAAGUUUAGGUCUUUUAUUUAUCGAUUGAGGCACUACGAAGUCUGCCGGGUCAGCUAGUAUGAAAUAAAAAUUACUACAUAUUUUUUCUGUAGAUAGACAGGCUGAUACUGAUACACGUAGACAAUAUCACACAGCAAAAGCCGCCGAUAUGAGAUUAAAGUUAGUCGACAUUGUACUAAUGACCAGACAAUACAAAACACGAAAGUUUUAGGGCAGAAUAAGACAUCGAUAUUGGACCUAAUCUUUCUAACUCACAACACGUCCACUAAUAUUAAACAAUUCAUUAUUCGAUCAACUUAUCUAACGCCUGUAUUUUAUGAAAAUGAAAAUCCAAGUCAAACAAUUGCCUGACCUCAAAAUACUGCCAGUUGUGUAAUGCAACUUAAAAGUCUAAAAUUUUUUUUUUUUGAGAAAAAAAAAACAUUUCAGAAGGGUAAUCAGCACAAUAUUCAAACGAUUUUAGUCGUGCGUGUCUACGACAACUGUAAAGAACUCGAAAACUCGUAAAUAAUAUAACGAUAAUAGAAAACAGCAUAUUAAACCAUAAGCAUAGUUUUAAUUUAAUAAACCAAACUAAUCCAAUUUCAUACCUCAAAAUGAUAACGGAAAUGGAUUAACAAAAAUCUGAUAAAAUUUAUACCUGAAAUAUGUCAUUACAAGAAAACAAUUCAAUCGUUAUUGUUUUUUCCCCUCCCUAUUCUGAUAGCCUUAAGAGGCUAUUUCAGCUUCUCCUAGACAUGUAGGCGAGCUCACGGGGCUCAAACCGGAGUGUUGCUAACGCUGGCCCUAGCAAGAGCAGUGCUUCGCAGAAUCUACCACCGGAUCGGAAACGCGACCCACUGAGAAGAUUUAGAUUUCGAAAUAUUAAAACUAAUUAGGGAACUUCGAUAAUAGUAUUUACUUGAAUUAGUUCAUGUCAUUUAAGUAGAGCCGUGUACUACACUCGUUUCCAUUAGAAUGUACGGAGGAAAUGAGGUAUCUGCAGCAGGCGCGUGAUUUGCGAUCGUACCGACUCGCGCAGGAAGCCAGCUGUGAUUUAUCGCGCCGGAACCUAUCUAUCUAGCCUUUGCGACUGAAAACAGCUUUGUACUGCUGCCUAUAGACAGAAUAUAAAUCAUUAACAUACCAAUAAAGUCAUCGAACCGUGUAACGAAGCACUAAGUAUAGAGAAAAUUGGAUAAUUGGAGAUUUUAUUUUCCUACCUAUGCUGAUAGGUUUGAGAGGCUAAAUCAGCGUUAUCCUAGCAUAUAAGUGAGCUCUCGAGGUUCAAGCCAAGAGGUGUUAUUAACGCUGACCCUAGCAAGAGCAGUGCUUCACAGAAUCUACCACAGGAUCGGAAACGCGACCCACUGAGAAGAUCCGGCGAGAACCUCAGUGGGCUGUGUCUAUGGGUUAGUUUAUUCGCCGAAUCCGAGAACGCUGACCGGAACUUGAGGUACCUAAAAGCACCGUAAACGGUUAUUAUUAAAUUAAACAAACUAUUGUAAAUUUCCAAAACGAAGGUGCUUUUAAACUUUAAUAAAACUACUCCAAUCUUUACAAACCGACACGUCGGCUUUAAGGAAAACAAAAAGUUACGUUAGUAAGAGGCAAUGCGAGUCCCGUCUAAUGACAGCGAUCCCGGCUAACGUUAGUCAUCGGUAAAUCUUCACGAGUCCGGUCUCUUGUGACAAGCGAGUAUUCUAAGUUGCGGCACGUCAAAGGCUCUAUUCGUAGAAGUACUGAGUAAAAACCAGUCUGCGGGAGCGCGUUCCAGCUCGCGUGCUCGGCUCGCGUCGACCCCAGACGCACGCGCUGAGCUCCUAAGCCCUACCGUAUAAAAGGGCCCCCACCCUUCCUGAUUCUAUCAUUCCCUGCCGAGGCUUCGUGCGUGCACGUCGCUUUGCACAGCAACCUUGUAAAUACGUAGUCGUACGUUAGACUAAGUUUUCUAUUCGUUAUGUGUUUGGCUAAGGAUGAACAAUCACCCCCGAAAAAGGCGAUGUCUCCUAGAUCGCCCUGGGCUAAGCUCUUAAAUCAGAACUCCAAGCCUCGAUUACCUCGGAAAGUAACAACUUCUACGCGGGUGAAUCUUAACAAGUGCUGGUCGAAGUUGGGUGAACUUAUAUCCAACGCCGGACCUCGCUCUGACCUACCAUCGCAAAAGACUGUAAAUGAUGAAGAACCUCUCCUGGUGCCUUUCUCUGAUUUCUUCUAUCCAGUGGAGCCGUACAAAGCGGUGCCCGUCGAGGAGAAUGAUAACGCGGAAAACCAGAAUAUCCUGAACUCCAAUCGCUUUGAGCUGAUCAACGAUGCCUCUGAACAAGACGAGAACAUGGCGAACGAAGUGCGCGAGAUCUGCUACAUGGCGACAAAACAAAACUGUUUCGUAUGUAAAUUUUGUUAUUAAUACCUUCUAUUCAAAACUAUCCAUACUAAUAUAAUGCAGUGAAACAAAAUCCUGUCUUCCACGAGUAGAUUUAGUGAGCGUCACGACGCGAAUCCAUCGUCUUCCAUUAGAAUUAGUGAUGUGGUGUAACAUUUUGAUGCCUCGUUAAAGCGAUUUCGUUUACAAUCUCGAUGAGUUUAGGUUUAAAUUCGUUUGGAAGUGUCGUAAUGUCGCAUCACAUUUAGAUUUACAGUGUAAAUUUUUGACGAGUUUUGGUAGACAGCUUUAAUUUAACUGCACUGUUAUCAUCGCACCCCCUUUCGGCUAUAUUGUCUUGCAGCGCCGGUCUUCUUCAAUAAUUACGUCUCUGUUUCGAUCCAAUGUCUUCCAUUAGAAUGUUUAGGUGAUCUGUGAUAUUAGUUUGUUAUAUUAAGAAGCUUUAAUUCGUUGUUAAGCAAAAAUAUUAACCUCUCUAAUUGUUAGUAUAAGUUUAUAGAUUGAUAGAUUCAAUUGAAUAUGUAUUUUAAGUCUAAUUAAUCUUCUAAGUGAUCAAAAGCUUUAAUUAUUUUUAAGUUAGUAUUAGUUAAGGAAAUAUUACUUAUAUAUUACUUUAGUUACUUAUGUUUACAUAAAUAUUACUUUAGGUUGUAUAUCUGUCACUAUUAUAAAAUUAUUUUAAAAGAAAAAAUGAUUCGAAAUUUAAUUAAAAGGGCCGACCGUGCCAAUGUUAUCUUUUAAGUUUUAUCUUUUUAAUUUUCUUUUUGUUUAUAAGUGAAUUCUUCCUUAUGUGUCAAUUGUACUGCAUGUCUUAGAAUUAUCUUUAGAUUAAUUUAGUAAAGUAAUUUUAGACUGAUACGUUAAUGAACUGAAGACUUUCGUUUGAUCUCUGUAUCUUUUUAGUUAAAUAAAGUAUUAAAUGAUA